CCAGGGCAUCCAAUGAGACGUUUGCUUCCCGCCAAAGCAAGUAGUAAAACCAACUUUCAAAUUUUAAUUACAACAAAUGGACAAGAAAUGAAUAUGUGCUUUACUCAUUCCACCCUGCCCAUUGGUCCUGUAUUUAGUCUCCCUCCCUCACUCUUCAACACAAUCAUCCAUCAAACAUGGAGGUCAAAAAUCCCGAGGAUCUCGUUUUCUCGUCUACAGAAACUGACACCCACCUCAUCCUCACUUGCAAUCUCAAAGGAUAUCAGGUGCUGAAUAUCAGGAUGCUGAUAAGUGGAGAACCGAUCCAGAUUGCAGACAGAAGGGAGAAGGCAAUCAGGCUUUGGGUGCGGGUAUCAGUGGAGGUCCAGGCCGCAUCUGGCGUUAUCAAAUUCAGAAAUUUUUUUUGGAUUCCAGAUGGGGUUGUUUUGGAUCAAGUCAAGACCGAGUUCAAUGAAGAACAAUCGGUUUUGAGGGUUCUCAUGCCUAAAUCGGUUAGAGGGGUUAGAGGGGAUAGGGUUGAGGAGAUUCGUAGGGGGCAUAGAACGACUUGGCCUGUACCCGACAAGGUUCCUGAAACAAAGAAGCGUAGAAAGAAUGUGCAGGAGAUGGAACAAGGGAAUAAAGAUGUGCCCCAACAUGAACCAGAAGAAGCUUCUGGUGUGACAAUGACACAUCCGGAGGAAGAGCCUACCCAUCAGUUGAAUCAAAGAGAUUUGCCAUCAACCCAAGAAACUCCAGCCAAAGAAGAUGCUGAUUUGGAAGCAAAAACCAGAGCAGCAGGGGGGUGUGAACAGGGUCCAGAAGCAGCUGAAUCAACAAAAGUUGAAGCAGAUCAAGCAACUCAACGAGCUCAGGUUGAAGAAUAUAAUGCCCAGGCGCAGCUCAAACCUAAACAAGAAAAUGAUCUAACAGAACCACUGAAACCUGAUCAUCCUGAAGAAAAAGUUGAUAACAGAAAGGGCUCUUUGGCUCCUCCCAAAAAGUGUAGGCCAUGUAGUCUAUGUUUGUUCGCAGGAUCUGCCAUCCUUGUAUCAAUUGUAGCGCUUGUCAUUCACUUUAGACGACCUAAAAGAAAAUGAAUUGACUUCAACUUUAUUUGGUUUCUUUUUCUUUCCCUUUUCUUACUGAUCAUAAAUAAAUAUAGAUUGAUUGGUUGGGAGGAAACACAGUGGAGGUGGGGCUAUUUGCAGCUGAAAUGAGGAGGCUAAUUUGCAGCCGGAACUAUCAACUAUGGUUUGAAUCUAAAAUAGCUUUUAGGAUUUGGAUCUAUUCCAGUCUUUUUGGGCUUCCAAAUGGGCUUAGCCCACUCCAUUUUGGACCCAACCUUGGCCCAAUCAAGGUCCAUUUUCAGCAAUAACCUAAAUCCAUGGCCCUGUUUGGCACCUUUCAAGUGGAUGGAAAAAUGAU
Vitis vinifera (wine grape) is the source of this 1407-nucleotide messenger RNA. RefSeq lists its product as uncharacterized. The coding region runs from base 177 to 1079 and encodes 300 amino acids. Lineage: Eukaryota; Viridiplantae; Streptophyta; Magnoliopsida; Vitales; Vitaceae. The transcript has 2 exons. The record is from RefSeq and is a predicted model, not a curated record.